Epinephelus moara (kelp grouper) is the source of this 8419-nucleotide messenger RNA. RefSeq names its product nesprin-1-like. Bases 14 to 8419 code for a protein of 2801 amino acids. Gene Ontology annotation, cellular component: nuclear outer membrane; meiotic nuclear membrane microtubule tethering complex; cytoplasm. The transcript has 51 exons. Gene Ontology annotation, biological process: nuclear migration. Gene Ontology annotation, molecular function: actin filament binding. The record is from RefSeq and is a predicted model, not a curated record. Lineage: Eukaryota; Metazoa; Chordata; Actinopteri; Perciformes; Serranidae.
GAGGUUGCCGUGAAUGUCCUCUCAACGUCCCCAUGAAAACAGGCGGGAACCGAGGCGUAGUCUGGGGUACAAGAUGGCACGGCGGGCAGGGGGCGAAGGCUCCCCGAAAAAGAACACAUCCCUCAACCUGGUGGCUGGGUUCUUCCACUACCUCCGCGAUGAGCAGGAGGCUGUGCAGAAAAGGACAUUCACGAAAUGGAUCAAUUCCCACUUGGCAAAGCGUGUCCCGCCUCUGGUGGUGACAGACCUCUUCGAGGACAUCAAGGAUGGCGUGAUGCUACUGGCCCUGCUGGAAGUCCUCUCCGGACAAAAACUGCCAUGUGAGCAGGGCAAGAAGCUAAAGAGGAUCCACUGGGUCGCCAACAUCGGUACAGCUCUCAACUUCCUUGAGGGUAGGAAGAUCAAGCUUGUGAACAUCAACUCCACAGACAUUGUUGAUGGACGGCCAUCAAUUGUACUGGGGUUGAUGUGGACCAUCAUCCUCUAUUUCCAGAUUGAGGAGUUAACCAGUAGCCUACCAGCACUUCACGCUGUCUCCAGCAGUACUUCUUCACUGGACAGCUCCACCAGCAGCACUGACACCACCAGCCCACCUGUCAAAAGAAAACCCCUCCCACCUCUGCAAGGUGGAGCCAGAAAGGCCCUACUAAGAUGGGUCCAGCAGACAGCAACCAAACGUCUGGGGAUUGAAGUGAAGGACUUUGGCCCCAGCUGGCGCACAGGGUUGGCAUUCUUUGCCAUUAUCAACGCCCUUCGGCCCAAUCUAGUUGACAUGGAGCAUGUUUGGAGGAGGCCCAACAGAGAAAAUCUUCAGGAAGCCUUCUUCUUGGCUGAGACACAGUUGGGCAUUCCUCAACUUCUAGACCCCGAGGAUGUCGAUGUAGACAAGCCAGACGAGAAAUCCAUUAUGACAUAUGUUGCCCAGUUCCUGAAGCAUCACCCUGACCGAAAGCAGAGCGACUCAGACGGACAGCUAGAAGAAGAGAGAGAGCAGCGAAAGAGCCUGAGGGAGCUCAAAAUGUGGCUCAACCAGCUGGAGAGAGAUGCAGUACAGGCUCAGGAGACUGAGGGCAAUCUCUCUCAACAGUACCAGUCGUUUAAGAGUCUGCGUGUCCAGUUGGAGAUGAGGAGGAAGCAGGUGGAGGGAGCUCUGCAGUCCACUCAGAAGGAUGGGAUGCUGACAGUGGACCAGGCUCUGGUCAAACAAGCCUGGGAAAGAGUCUCUAACAGGCUCCUGGACUGGCAUCUGCAGCUGGACAGGUCUCUGCCUGCUCCUCUGGACAAAGUGGGGGUGUGGCUGCAUGAGGCUGAAGGAGCUCUGCGACAAGAGAUCAUUGUCCAUCAGGCGCACGAUGUGACAGCUAACACUGUCCACAGGGCUCUGGAGCAGCACAAGGAUGUGUUGAAGAGCCUGGAAAGUCACCAGCAGGUCUUUCAGAGAAUCCAUAAAGACAGAAGUGUUGAUGGAGUCCCUGUUCCCCCAGACCAGCUCCAAGACAUGGCUGAGAGGAUGAACUUUGUCUCCACAUCUUCUAGCAUCCACUUGUCUAGAAUGGAGUUCUUGGAGAACAAACAUCACAUGCAGGCCUUUCUCAUUCUCGCCGAGUCGAAGCUCAAAUCCUGGAUCAUAAAAUACGGCCGACAAGAAUCUGUGGAACUGAUGCUACACAAUUAUGUUUUGUUUGUGGAGAAGCAUCAUUUCUUUGAAAAUUACGAAGCAUUGUUCCAAUCGUUGAAACAGUCGGCUGAGGCCUAUGUCAGUGCUGACAGCUCAGCGGACGAGGGCGAGAUGGGUGUGCGCAGGUUCAUGCGAGAGGUGGUGACCCAGUGGAGGAGUCUGUCCAUGGAAGUGCGCAGUGUGAGGAGUAUGCUGGAGGAGGUGCUGUCCAACUGGGAGAGGUACAGCUCCACUGUGGCCUCCUUACAGGCCUGGCUGGAGGAUGCAGAGGAAGCUCUGAGCCAGCCGGAAAACACAAAACGGGAGUUUUUCAGGAUCCUCAGCCACUGGAUGGAUCAGCAUGCAGCCAUGAACGACGCGGGGAAUUUUCUCAUUGAGACGUGUGAUGAGACUGUGUCGCUUGAUCUCAAGCAGCAGCUACUUCUUUUGAAUGGACGAUGGAGAGACCUCUUCCUCAAAGUCAAACAAUAUGCCCAUGCAGAUGAGCUGGAGAAGUGGAGAAGAGACCACCUAAAGGCUGUGACGGCCCUGAAAGAGCUGCUGGACACAGCAGAGGCCAAACUUAAUGUUCCUGUCCAGGUGUCUUUCCUCAGCGUUAGAUCCUUUCUGCAGGACGUGGAGAAUACCAAGCAAAAGGUUGUUGCCAUGGAGACACAAUACAAGUUGGCUGCCCGCAGUGCUCAGCUCCUCGCCAAGGAUGCGCCACAGGAUGAGGCUGCCAGGGUCAUGGCAGCUAUGGCAACAGCCAAAAGUCAGCUGAGUAAGGUGAGAGAGCGGUGUCCCUCCCUUGUGAGGGAGUGUCAUGUUCUUCUGCCACUGUUGGAGGAGAUGGAGAAACACAUCACUGCUUUUUACCAAGCCCUGGAGCGAGCCAGUCGCAUCACUUCUGCUGCCAGAGACCCAGACACACAGACCCAGACCCAGCAAAAACAGAAGUGGCAGGAUUUGUUAAACCAGCAGCAAAGCUGUAAACGCUGUCUGUCAGUGAUUGAGAGGAAUCACCACACCCUGCAGAGGACACUCUCCACCAGUAAGGUGCUCCGAAACUUCGACCUGUCCCUGCUGCAGAAGAGAGUGGCUGAAAUACAGGGCUCUGCGCAGGCUUUGCUGAAGGAGGUUGGGGAAUGGAGAAGGCAGGAAGAGGCCAACAACUGCCUAAGGAGGAGGUUUGAAGAAUCAAGACAGGAGCUGGAGAGAGUGCUGAAGAAAGCUCAGGGUUGCUUGAGAGAGACUGGAGAUGCCGAGGAAUUACUAAAGAAACACAGUGAUUUUUUUGGCCAACUGGACCAGCGGUUGCUGAGUGUGUUCCUGAAGGCGUGUGAUGAGCUGACUGACAUCCUGCCACAGGAGGAGCAACAGGGGCUGCAAGAAACUGUCCGCAGGCUGCACAAACACUGGAAGGACAUCCAGGGUGAGAUACCGUCUCACCUGCUCCGUCUUAAAGUGGAGGUGGAGCGUAGUCGAGUGGAUGUGAUUAUACAAGACGUCAGAGCAGAGCUGGACAGAGAAACGCAAGCCCUGUCUGGCACCUGCACCAGUGAGCGAGUGAUCAAAGAGCACAGAACUUUUUUCAGGGAACGCAAACCUCUGACUUUGUGUGAGAAGAGGAUUAGAAACAUGGAGGAUCUGUGUCAUAAGUUGCCUGACAACGACCCGGCUUAUCGAACGCUAGAUUCCACCAGGAGGGCUGUAGAGGAGGUUACGGAGCAAAUCAAAAGCACCCACCUCAAACUGGAGCAUCACCCUGAUAAAUGGAAAGAGUGGAAUGAGAGGUUCUGUGAGCUUUCUGAUUGGCUUUCAUCUCAGAGGAGGCAGGUGAGGCUUUUGAGAGAGACGGCAAGAAAUUCGGGCCACCAGGAGCAAGUUGAUGCUGCUGUUCAGGCACUGCAGGAAGCAGUAGAUGCCCGAGAGGAGAGUCUGCUGUGGCUUAAGAGCCGUCUUGCUGGGCUGUCUGAAGUCAGCUCUGAACUGGAGGUCCAGAGACAGAGAACAGCUCUGGCCAAACUCUCAACCGACCUGCGGGCACUCUUUUCUUCACUCUGUCAGUGGGGUGAGGAGGGCUCUGCUAUGUUCCAGUACGAGGAACUGAAGGAGGAGGUGCGUGGUGCACUGGACGAGGUUCUCAGGGUGCGGAGAGAGGCUGAGGAGCAGACCGGCAGGAUCCUGGAUGCUGAGGGCCUGGAGGAGGCCAAACAACUUUACCUUAUUCACCAGCACCACCUAAAGCGCUUGCAUGCUAACAGGAGGGAGGCAGAGCUUCUGGUGGCCCACUGCCGCCAGCUGCAGAAAGGGGAGGGGCUUAGUCAGUCCCUGCGGGAGCUGGAGGGAGCUUUCCGAGAAGUCGACCACAAAUCAGCGGCAAAGGAGCACAACCUGCAGGCUACUCUGAGCUCCUGGCAGAGUUUUGAAGCAGAAAGAGAGGCAGUCUGGAGGUUUAUCAGUAAUACCAACAAUGAGCUGCACAAAGAACUUAUUUUCAACAGCCUGGAUAGCCUGAAAACUGAACUGGAGCAUAACAAGGAGCUCCUCACAAAGGUUGAGGAGUAUUCUGUGCGAGCAGAACUCCUCCUGGAGAAGGCAGCAGACAUUCAGCUUGGUCCGAAGAAUCAGACUCUUCUUCUACAGCAGGCUCAGUCCACUACAGAAGCAGUCACACAACUGCAAGACCACCUCAACAAGAAUGUUGCCCAGCUGGAGAUGAUGUGCAUGUGGUGGGAGCGUUUCAGCAGUGAAUCAGAGAUCUUCUCUCUGUGGAUCAAUGAGAAAGAGGCGGAGCUGGAGGCUGUCAACUCCACCUCCUCCUUAGAUCCUCUGGACAAACACAUCAGCACAGUGGAGGCUAUGUCAGAGGGUUUAGAAGAGAGAAGGGCAGCCCUUGCCCACAUGGAGGCGGACUGUGAGGCUCUGUCGAGCUUUGUGACGCCUGGAGAGGCUGGACGUAUCCGGGCACGACUUGCACAGAUGAGGCGCUACUGGGAAGAGUUGAAGGGGAGAGUGGAGCAGCUGGGAGGACAGCUCAACCAGAGCGCCUCAUACUGGCAGAGAUACAAUGAUAACCUUGAACAGGUCAAGAAAGCAAUGAGUGACCUUAAAGAGAAGCUGGACUGUCCAGUCACAUACUGUUCAUCAUCAUCUGAGACCUACAAAAGCCUCCAGGAUCACAUGGAGGUCUGCCAGGCUGUUGAGCAGCUGAACCCCAGGCUGAUGACUUUGUGUUCAGCCAUGAAGAGGCUUGGAGAGGGCAGCCAGCUGGAGGAAGAGGUGGCUAACCUCCAGAGGCAACAGGGAGAGUUUAUGGGAAAGGCAACAGAAAAGCAAUCAACAUUAGAGAGCCUUCUAGCACUGUGGCAAAGGCUUGAGCUGCUGGAGUCGCAGUUGUCACAGCUGGAGCAGUUUGAUCAGGCACUAUUGACUCUGACCCAAAGGAGUGAGAACUUCCUGUCUGGCUUGAGAAGCUCUUCCCAGGUUGAUAUUGCUGAUGUUGAGACUGCAAUUAGUAAGCUGAAGACACAUGAGGAGCAACUACAAGCACAUGCAUCAUUGAGAGAGACUCUUGAGCAAAGAGAGUCCUCCCUGCUUCGCUGCUCCACCUUGGAGGCCCAGCAGCAGCUCCAGGGCUGGAGAGAGGACUGCCUACAGCCACUCAAUGAGUCCCAGCGUCUCCUGCUCCUCCGUAAAGAGUGCCUGACAGCAUUAAAAGCCUUUCUGGAGAAGAAUGGAGCAGCAGGUAGGGCUGUGCGGAGCCUUCAUGAGGCGGUGGAGGGCAGGGGGAGCUGGGACCGCUCCAAAGCUGAAGAGCUGCACCGUGGAAUAGGGGAAGUGGCUAAAGACGUGGCCAAGCUUGAAGCUGAGGCAGUGGGGUUGGAUGGGCAGCUAAGCAAGGCACACCUUCACCUGAGCGGCGCAGAGUGGCGGGGCUCCAAAGAUGUCAGCCAUCCUCAGGGAAGAACAUCUUGCAGGGGACAGGUGGUGGCCCUCAUGAUGGCUCUAGAGGAGGUGCAGAGGGGCGUCGGAUGGAGGCAGAGUGAAGCAGAUGCUUUAGGGGCAUUAUGGAGCUCCUUCAGGGAGAGGAGGGAGGAGGUGAUGGAGAAUUUGAAGAAACUGGAGAAUGAAGCAAGGCUGCGUUUUUUCGUCCAGCUGGAGGAUGAGCUCCAGUCCCUGCAGCAUUCCCAGCGGUGGUUAGAGGAGAAGGGAAGCCAGCUGGCCCAGCGAGACAGUGAGCUGGCUGGGGAGGCUCUCAGAGAGGUAGCACUGGUGAAGACAGCCUGGGAGAACGUGAGGACUCUGAUCACCAACGGUCAGGAACAGAGUGGGGUUAUGGUAGAUCUUCUCCGCCAGUUCCACCACCUGAAGUCAAUCCUCACUGCUGUUGUGGAGAACGCUGAGGCUGUUGCUCACAAUCUGCCUGACCACAACCACAACGCUCAGGAGGCCAAAAGGACUUUUACUCGACAUGACACUGUCCAAGCUGAGCUGAGAGAAAAACAGGAUGACAUGGACCAGCUCAUCAGCACAGUGGAGGACCUGCAGAGAGAGCUGGAGAAGGUUCCCAACUCUGAUGCAAGCUCCGUCCAGAGAGACAUGGAGAUGUUAAGAGACCAGUGGCUGGAGGUCUCAGAGAGAAUACAAACCAACACAGAGAGACUGGGCUACUGUGUAGCGCUGUGGGACAACCUCAAGUCAAUGGAGCAGGACAUUAACCAAUGGGCGGCCAACUCCAUCGCUGAUCUCACCGACAGUGUUAGUAAUCUCAGUGAUAAAGAGCAGACAGAGGCCCAUCUUGCCACCUUUCAGGCUGAUGUUGAGAAGAGGGAGCAGAGACUGGACGCCCUGCAGGAGAGAGUGACAGAGCUGAAGGAGCGAGCCAAGCUGCAGGAAACCCCGUUACAAAUGCAGGUCCUGGAGUCAGACCUGAGGAAGAAAAUGGCCCAUGCACAGGAGGUGUACAACCAGGCCAAACACACUCUGACCUACUUCAGUUUCCAGAAGCAGCGACUGGAGGACCUCAUUUCCCAGAUGGCCGAGCGGCUGGUGGCAGUUGAGGGUUCGCUAUCUGACCUCACUGAAGCUACUUCUCCUGAAGACAUUGGCACAGUGAAGGACCUGCAGAGCAUUGUGCAGCAGCAGAGGGCAGACAUGGACUCGGCCAGAGAUGCUCUGAGUGCCCUGUGCAGGUCUCAUCCCUCACAGGAGCUGUCGUGCCUCUCCUCUGACCUCACCUCCAUUGCCAAGCGAACAGAGGCUGUUGCGCAGCGCUGUGCCAAGACCAGGGGCAGCCUGCAGGAUGGGCUACAGCUCCACUUCAAUGCAGAGCUCGUCCAAGACUUUCACUCUCGGCUGACAGAUCUGAAGUUGGAGCUAAAAGAAUGCUCAAGCCAAUCAGGAGAUCUUACCGUCCUUGGAGCAAAGUUGCAAAGGCUAAAGAUGUCAGCUGAGCAGACAUCAGAGGGUGAGGAGCGUCUCUCUAAGGUUCGUGAGGAAGCCGAGAGGUUGCAGCUCCACCUGUCUAAAGCUGGAGCAGCACAGGUCCAAGAGCAUCUCUCCUCCUGUCAGAGAGAGUGGAGGAACUACCUGGACAGCUGCUCUCAGAGCCAACGAGACCUGGAAGAGAGUAUUGACCUUCUGAAAGACUUUAAUUACUGUGUGGAGGGUGUAAGAGACUGGCUGAAGCAGAUGGAUCUCAGCCUCAAGAGAGAGCCUGUUCUUGGGGCAGAGUGCCAGCAAGGAGCCCCAGACACCACAGAAGAGCUGGAGCGGAUGGAAAACCUCCAUAAGGAACUGCUUGCAAGAAGGGACUCCAUCGAGCGUCUCAGCCAGGAGGCUCAGUCUCUUUCUGAAGCAGGCCGGGGGUCAGGAGGAGAGGUCAGAGUGACAGGCCAGCUCCAGAUGGAGCACCAGGCCCUGCUGAAGGCAGCCAGGGAGAAGCUGCGGGGAUGCCAAGAGAGCCAGGCCUUUGGAGAGACCCUCCAAGGGGUUUGGGCCUGGCUGGAGGAGAUCCAGGAAAGACUGGGUACAGUAGACAGCACCAUGGGGACCAAAGAACAGCUAGAGCAGAGGCUGGAGACUGUGCAGGACAUCCUGCUUUUGAAAGGGGAGGGGGAGGUCAAGCUGAAUAUGGCCAUGGGUAAGGGGGAGUUGGCCCUGCGCAGCUAUGGAGCCGCCGGACAGGAAGUGGUCCGCUCUCAGCUACAGGAAGUGGAGGAUGCAUGGGCCACGCUGCUUGUGACUGCCAUGAGCUGCCACAGCCGAUUAGAGUGGACCGUGUCGCAGUGGGGAGGAUACCUAGAGAGUGCUGCCCAGCUGCGGUGCUGGAUGGAGGCUGUGGAGAGGGAGGUGUGUGCCCCUCUCACCCCCCAGCCGGGACCCAGAGAGAAGGCCUCCCAGCUCGAGAGACUCAGAGCCCUGCUAGCUGAUCUGGAAGACCACCAGGUGGCGCUAUCCAGCCUGGAAGAAAAAGCCAGGGAGCUGUUUAAGAAGACUGCCGAUGCCAGCUUUAAUCACGGUGCCCGCACCCAGCUGCAGGUGCAGUUUGAUGACCUAACAGCCUUGGUGGAGGAGAGAGUACGUCUAGCGCAGGCCGUGGUGCUGGAACACCAAGACUACCUGGAGGCUGUUAGGGAGCUCACUGACUGGCUGAUGACUGCUGGAGAGGAGCUACAUCAUUGGUCUGAUACAUCAGGAGACUCUGCCUCCAUCAAAAAGAAACUGUCAGAAGUGAGGAUAAUAGUGUGCCACAUCUGA